AGUUCUUGAAACUCAAAACUGAUUGGCUUCAAUGGAUUCAUAAGCUGCAUUUAUGGGAUUUGAUAGAUUGUCUAUAAAAGAAAAGUUGUGGUUAUGGAUUCUCGAGGUGAUAGUUCUAGGUUCGGGCAAUAUCCUACAAAGCCUUCUAGGAACAUGUCUUCAUCUUCAUCAGCUGCUUUCUUCUCAGCUAAUCAGUCUCCGUUUUUCUCACCAAGAUCUCCUAAAAUCCAACAAGAACUAUCUGAAUCUACUAGGUCUGAUGCUCAAUGUGAUAGCUUUGAUCCUCUUAGCUCCAGCUCUGGUUUUCAAGAACCUGAGCUUGCGUUUUUAACCGCACCUAAUCAAUGUCAGAGCCUCGAGGCUGCUGAUCGAAUCGCUUCGAGUAGUGUGAUCUCUUGCACUCCUUCUAGAUAUGGAAGAGGUCAUGAGUCUUCGUCGUAUACUCAGACAUCUUCUGUCUCUGUUUCUUAUAAUAGGUUGAGAUGUUGUGAUGUGUUUAUAGGAUUGUAUGGUCAGAAGCCGUCUUUGCUUCGGUUUGCGGAUUGGCUUAGAGCUGAGUUGGAGUUUCAAGGGAUGAGUUGUUUUAUGUCGGAUAGAGGGAGAUGUAGGAGUUCAAGGAAGCAGAGAAUAGUCGAGAGAGCGAUGGAUGGUGCAUCGUUCGGGGUUAUAAUUCUAACGAGAAAGGCGUUUAAGAAUCCUUACACGAUAGAGGAGCUACGGUUUUUCGCAAACAAGAAGAAUCUUGUUCCGGUUUUCUUUGAUCUUUCUCCUGGAGACUGUCUUGUGAGAGAUAUAGUUGAGAAGAGAGGAGAUUUGUGGGAGAAACAUGGAGGGGAAUUGUGGGUUUUGUAUGGAGGGAUUGAGAAAGAAUGGAAAGAGGCAGUUCACGGGUUAUCGCGGGUUGAUGAUUGGAAGCUUGAAGCUCAUGAAGGUAACUGGAGAGAUUGUGUUUUCAGGGCAGUUACUUUGUUGGCAAUGCGGUUAGGCAGGAGAAGUAUAGUGGAGCGGUUAACGAAAUGGCGGGAUAAAGCGGAGAAAGAGGAAUUUCCGUAUCCGCGGAAUGAGAAUUUUGUUGGGAGAAAGAAGGAGUUAUCUGAGCUAGAGUUUGUUUUAUUUGGAGAUGUUGCUGGAGAUUCGGAAAGGGAUUACUUUGAGCUAAAGGCAAGGCCGACAAGAAGGAAGAAGAACGUGACGCUCGGGUGGAAUAAAAGCGGUUCAGCGGAAGAAAGACGGAAGAAAGGCAAAGAGAAAGUUGUGUGGAAGGAGUCGGAGAAAGAGAUCGAGAUGCAAAGUACAGAGUUGCCCUCCCGGAGUCAAGUGAAAGUAGGGCGAAACACAAGGAGAAAACGGUCGAUGAAGAUUGUUUACGGGAAAGGCGUGGCUUGCAUCUCUGGUGAAUCAGGGAUUGGAAAAACUGAGCUGCUUCUUGAAUUUGCUUACCGGCAUCACCAGAGGUAUAAGAUGGUUCUUUGGAUAGGCGGCGAGAGCCGUUACAUAAGACAAAACUAUCUGAAUCUUUAUCAGUAUUUGGAAGUCGACAUCGGGAUAGAGAAUUCUUCUGAUAAAACGCGGAUGAAGAGCUUCGAAGAGCAAGAAGACGCUGCGGUUUCCAAAAUUAGAAAAGAGCUGAUGAGGAAUAUACCGUUCUUGGUUGUCAUCGAUAACUUGGAGAGUGAAAAAGACUGGUGGGAUUCAAAGCUCGUUAUGGAUCUUCUUCCUCGGUUUGGAGGCGGGACUCACAUUUUGAUAUCUACGCGUCUCUCCCAAGUUAUGAACAUGGAGCCAUUGAAACUCUCCUACCUCUCUGGUGCUGAAGCUAUGUCAUUGAUGCAGGGGAAUGUGAAAGAUUAUCCGGUUUCGGAAAUGGAUGCAUUGAGAACGAUUGAAGAUAAACUUGGGCGGUUAACGUUGGGAUUAGCAGUCGUAGGAGCAAUAUUGUCAGAGCUUCCUAUAAACCCGAGCCGGCUUUUGGAUACAAUAAACAGAAUGCCGUUAAGAGAGAUGGUAAGUAGUGGUCGGGACGGGAAUCUGUUGAGAAAAAACGCGUUUCUGUUGCAGCUGUUUGAAGUUUGUUUUUCGAUCUUUGAUCACGCGGAUGGACCGAGAAGUUUGGCUACGAGAAUGGUUGUUGCGAGUGGGUGGUUAGCUCCGGCACCAGUUCCAGCUUCUCUAUUAGCUUUGGCUGCUCAUAAACUCCCUGAGAAACACAGAGGCCCGAAGCGGCUAUGGAGAAGACUAAGACGAGCUAUAACCUGCGGUUUUACGUCUUCAAAGUCCAAACGAUCAGGAGCUGAAGCUGCUUCAAUGCUACUUAGAUUCAACAUUGCUCGAACCAGCAGCAUCAAGCUAGGGUUUAUACAAAUCCACGAGCUCGUGAAACUCUAUGCGAGAAACCGAGUACUGGUCAACGACAACGCACCCGCAAUGGUUCAGGCAGUGAUAAGCCGCGGGUCGACCGUUGAAACCGCAGAGCAGAUCUGGGCAGUUUGUUUCUUGCUGUUCGGUUUCAGCAACGAAUCUCCGACUAUUCAGCUCAAGAUAACAGAGCUGCUGAUUCUUGUGAAACAAGUAAUCUUGCCUCUUGCAAUCAGAACGUUCAUAUCAUUUUCGCGAUGCACCGCCGCAGUGGAGCUACUAAGAGUCUGCACAAACGCUCUUGAGGCAGCUGAUCAAACGCUAGUGACACCAGUAGAGAAAUGGCUAGACAAGUCGCUUUGUUGGAGACCAGUUCAGACAAGUGCACAACUAAACCCUAUUCUAUGGGAAGAACUUGCUCUAGCUCGAGCCACCGUGCUAGAGACUAGAGCUAAGCUGAUGUUACGAGGCGGGCAGUUCGGUUUGGCUGAUGAUCUGAUAAGAAAAGCAAUCUUUAUAAGAACUUCGAUCUCAGGAGAGGAUCAUCCUGGGACUGUGUCGGCUCGAGAGACAUUGAGUAAGUUAACGAGGCUUUUAUCCAAUGUUCAUCAGAUUCAUAACACUUCACCGUAAUAGAGAGAAGCUUUUAGGGCUUUCUUGUUGUAAAAGUUAUAAGGUUAGAGUUUCUUGUUUUUUUUUUUUUCAAUUAUCAUUAUUUUAGUCAUAAGAGUUAGGAUUAUACAGAAGCUUUAGUAAUAAAAACACUGUUAUGUAAGAAAUUUGUCAGAGAAUCCUUUUUUUUACACAGUAAAAUCUCUGAAUUUUC
Molecule: messenger RNA, 3181 nt
Organism: Arabidopsis arenosa
Lineage: Eukaryota; Viridiplantae; Streptophyta; Magnoliopsida; Brassicales; Brassicaceae
Source: the annotation of a GenBank genome assembly